Messenger RNA from Pteropus alecto (black flying fox), 3342 nucleotides. It is a transcript of the gene CUNH3orf62, whose product is annotated as chromosome unknown C3orf62 homolog. Lineage: Eukaryota; Metazoa; Chordata; Mammalia; Chiroptera; Pteropodidae. The coding region runs from base 287 to 1279 and encodes 330 amino acids. The record is from RefSeq and is a predicted model, not a curated record. The transcript has 4 exons.
UCAUGUCCCCUGCCAUCCUUGAUGAAUUGAGACAGCGCGAUAGCGUGCGGAGCUUUUAUUAGCUAUCACCUCAAAGUCGGUACACAAACAGCCGGGUACUGUGUGUGCGGGCCGCUCCGACCCCGGUCCCCGCCGCCCCGCCCCCCGCCCCUCCAUGUUGGCUUGAACACGGGACGUUCCUGGGAGCUUGGGCUUGGAAAGGGCUCCGGGUCUUGCAGACUUGUUAGGAAGUGAGACAGCCGCCCUCCAGUCCUUGUCCUUUGGUCCGGCCUCCCCACCCCUGCGGAUGUCCGGAAGGUCACGCGGCCCCACCGCCCCUUGUGGGGCCCGAGUCCACGCCUGGCUGCCUCUCUGUGAGCCGGGACCCGUUUCCCUUCGGUGUGGGUUUGAAGAACACUGUCCCGGUGUUUUUCCUUUGACCUUUAACCCCAGCCGAGCUUGGGGCCGCUGGUCUCGGGCACGCGCGAUCGGCCGGGCAGUGACCGUUGGCGGGGGCGGUGGUGUGGUCGCGCUGCUCGGGAAGAUGUCUGAAAAACUGAGAAGAUGCAGAAAGGAGCUGACCGCAGCCAUCGACCGGGCCUUUGAAGGAGUCAGCCAUUCCCCGGAGUGCCCAGGCCGGCAGCGGCUGGAGAUGGACUCGGCGCCGCUCUCCUUCCCGGUCGCGGUGCCCGGGCUGCCCUGCCGGAGACACCCGGCCUGCCCCUCCGCUGCCCCUCUGGCUCCUGUCCCCUGUGCUCUUGAGAGCGAGGGCCCCGCCUUUGCACCAAACCAAACCCCCGUGAGUGCAAAGCCACAGGCUUUGUGCCCCCAGAGAAAACCCCUGACUAGCAAGGAAAACGUAUUGCUGCAUCCCUCCAUCUUGGCGCCUGAAAGACAGUUUUGGAGAGCGGCAGGAGAUGGGGAGAACUGGAGAAAAGACGGCCUGAGGAAAGAUACGGAGAAAGAUUUGAAGGUUGACUCAAACAUGCCGCUCAGCAGUUCUAGCCAAGAGGUCACAAAGGAUCUGCUUGACAUGAUCGACCAUACCAGCAUCCGAACUAUUGAAGAAUUGGCCGGAAAACUAGAAUUUGAAAACGAGUUGAACCGGGUGUGCGGCCGCGGCGAAGACUCGCCCUUCAGGGAUGGGGCCUGGGCGCUGCUCCUGGACGAGAGCCCGCAGAAGGCCUCGGACGCUGCCGACCCCGGCGGCCUCAGGCGGGCUUUCGACGACCGCAGUGUCAUCGAGACGGUUCUGGACCUGGAAGAGGACUACAAUUUGAUGACCUCCUUUAAAUACUAAAUUGAGUAAGGACAGUUGCCUUUAGCUUUGAUUCUUUACAGCAGGAGGCUGACCCUGCUAAGGUGUCUGAGCUGAGGCAGUCACAGUUGUCAUCUGGGGCCACGUUUCAAAGGGCUGGCUGAACCUGAAUUACCAUGUCCUUUUGAACUUUCAGAUGUGUCCCUUUUUGAGCUGAGAGUUAGUGUUGUUUUUUUUUUUAUUCUGUUGCUUUGAAAUGUUUCUUGCUAUUGAUUUUUUUUCCACUUUUCUUGGCAUUUGUUUUUUUGAUUGAUGUUCAAUAUACCCAGUGCUCGAGGCAGGUGCGAGCCAUGGGCCUCCGCUGUGUCUCUUGGUGUUCUUUCCCACAAGCCCCUGAAAAAGUACCACGGCCACAAACGGGUGGCUUUGUGGACCAGCCCAUCUCAGGCCAGCUCAGGCACAUAGGACCUGGGGUCAAGAAGGACCUUGGCCCCAGGCCCUCUGCCAGCCAUGCAUAUGUCCCUCUCCUUGCACUUUGCAUGCAGGGCGCCUGUUUCCUGCAUGGGCCCUAUACCUGCCUCAUGUCCCCCAUCCCUGUCCCUGCCAAGCUCAAAGGCCUCUUGGUUGUGUCAGAAGGGCUGGCAGCAUCCUUGGUCCCCUCCUGACAGGACAUUCCCGUAAGGCUCCCUACCACAUAUCCCACACCCCACAUCAGACACCUGGGUCCUCAGCUGAGGGGGGUGGGGCAGGAAGGGUAACAGGUCCUGCCCAUCCACCUUCAGUCCUGAGCCUCAUCCAUCCCACUCCAGGCCUGGAGACCCUGGAGGCGACAGGUGGUUCCCAAGGCGGCGACCCCGCCGAGGCAAGAUGGGCAGGGAGAGAAGGCGGUGCCAGGCCACUGCCCUCCUGAGGUCAGCAUAGCCCCAAAAGCUGAGCACAGCUGGCUCCAGCUCCACCCCUGGAAAGAAUGUCAUCGGAAAUUAUUUGGACAAAUCUCUCAAAAUUAUGCUGUUCCUUCAGGAAACCUAAUAAGCUCUUGGGCAAGGCUCAAUGCCUCUCAGAUACUGCUCUCAGGGAAGUGCCACCUCCUGGGCUCAUAGGGAGGGUGGGGGUGAGGAGGCUGGCACAGGGGUUCUCUGUAAGGCCCACAGCUCAAGCAAACCAAAGAGCUAGGGCAGGAAGGGUGAGUGCCCGAGGCCCCCCAGUUUCUACCAGGCCAUCCUUUAGGCUAGCCAGCAAAGACCAGUCUGCAGAGCCAGUGACACCCCUUCCCCACAAGGCUGGUGAGUCCUCUGGGCUUGCAAGUGGAGAUGGCACACCCACUUCGUGGAGUGGGCCUCUCCUGCAGGUACAGUCACCACUACUGCCCUUCCUGGGGCAGAGAGCAGGACGAGGCUAACCCAAGGCCCCUUCCAGGCCCCCUAACACUCAGUCCCUGCAGGGCGGCAUCCUCAAUAAGCACUCAUAGCCUGAGGAGUUGGGCGUCUGUUGCUUCUCCCAGAGCAGGAAGGACAGGAGCAAGUGAGAAGAAAUGCUCAUGGCAGCCUCGGCUGUCUGGCUGGAGCGAUCUCAAGCUACUGGAUAUUCAAAACACCAGGUCCCACAAUAGUGCGGUCCACGUAGAGGAGGCAGUGCUUAACCCCCACCCCUUGAGGGUGAGCUACACUUAGUGACUUGCUUCCAAAGGAUACAGUAGUGAAAGGGGCAAAGAGUAGGUUUAUGUGGAGAAGCCUGGUAGACAUCCCUUAACCAAGUGCUAAAGGCGAACGCCACCGUGCUGUCCCAUGGGUGUCACCCGCCCCUGAUAGGAUGCUAUGAGAAGGGCGCUCUGCCUCUGUGGGGUUCUUACUGAAAACUCACAUCCCCAGUCUAGUCAUGAGACAAACGUCAGACGAACCCAGACUGGUAGUUUUUCUACAGGACACCUGGCCAGUCAGACUGUCAAGGUCAUGAAAAAUAAAGACUCAAAAACUGUCACACACCAGAGGAGACUAAGUUGACACAAUGACUAAAUGCGGUGUGAUAUCCUGGAUUGCAUCCUGGAACAGAAAGGGGACAUUAAUGGAAAACUGGUAAAAUCUAAAUAAAGGCUGGAGUUUAGUUAA